Molecule: messenger RNA, 1959 nt
Organism: Bombina bombina (fire-bellied toad)
Lineage: Eukaryota; Metazoa; Chordata; Amphibia; Anura; Bombinatoridae
Gene: HEXB
Product: hexosaminidase subunit beta
Exons: 14
Coding region: 65-1738 (557 amino acids)
Biological process (GO): ganglioside catabolic process; carbohydrate metabolic process; glycosaminoglycan metabolic process
Cellular component (GO): membrane
Molecular function (GO): beta-N-acetylhexosaminidase activity
Source: RefSeq, a predicted model, not a curated record
UCUUGUGAUCAGAACUGGAACCGGUAGUGUAGUAGUUGUUGGGCUCUGAGAGCAGUGCAGGACGAUGGGUCGGUUUGUUACUGUACAGUGUGUUAUUUAUUUCCUUACACUCCUCUCGUCAUGCUCUGGGAACCGAGACCAUUACAGAAAUAUGAAGCGGGAGACAAUACCGCUGGAAGAGGAACCUUUAAUGAUGGAGGCUGGGGAUUCUCCUUUUGGUUGCCUGUGGCCGCUCCCCUACGAUGUGCAAAUGUCCCCCCAGACCUUAUCUAUACCACCGAGGCUCUUCAGUUUCGUGCACGGCGCUAGCUCUAAGGUGGGACCCUCGUGUGUGCUGGUACAGGAUGCUUUCCGCAGAUAUUAUGAAUACAUUUUUGGAUAUUCUCAAGAACAGAGUGCUUCUGAAAGAGACGCUUCUGAAGAUCAAUUAUUACAACUUCAAGUUGUUGUUAUUACUCAAGAACAUGAAUGUGAUAAAUAUCCUUCCAUGACAUCAGAUGAGUCCUAUGAAUUAACCAUUGGCCAGUCUGUAGCAGUUUUACAAGCAAAUCAAGUAUGGGGUGUUUUAAGAGGCCUAGAGACAUUUAGCCAGCUAAUCUAUGAAGAUAACGUUGGAGCAUUCCUCAUUAACAAAUCUCGUAUUUUGGAUACUCCGAGAUUCGCACACAGGGGAGUUCUGCUGGACACAUCCAGACACUAUCUGCCACUCAAGACCAUUUUAUUAAACUUGGAUGCAAUGUCUUUUAACAAGUUUAAUGUCUUUCACUGGCAUAUUGUUGAUGAUCCGUCCUUUCCCUAUCAAAGUGUUACAUUUCCUGAUUUGAGUGACAAGGGAGCUUACAAUCCAUAUACACAUGUUUACACGGCUAUUGAUGUCCACUUGGUGAUUGAGUAUGCUAGAUUAAGAGGAAUUCGAGUUGUGCCAGAGUUUGACUCACCAGGCCAUACAGUUUCAUGGGGAAAAGGGCAAAAAAAUCUCCUUACUCCUUGUUUCAAUGCAGGACAGUUAACUGGUACAUAUGGGCCAGUAAACCCUAUUUUAAAUGAUACCUAUUCCUUCAUGUACAAAUUCUUGGAAGAAGUCAGCAGAGUUUUUCCUGAUAAAUACAUCCAUUUAGGAGGAGAUGAAGUAGAUUUCUCUUGUUGGCAAUCGAAUCCAGACGUCACCAAAUUCAUGAAGGACCAAGGCUUUGGUAAAGACUACUCCAAACUAGAAUCUUUCUACAUCCAACAAAUCUUGAACAUAGUUUCAUCUUUCAACAAGGGCUAUAUGGUCUGGCAGGAAGUGUUUGACAACAAUGUCAAGUUGAAGGCAGAAACCGUUAUUGAAGUUUGGAAGGAGAGGGAAUAUCAAGAAGAAAUGGCAGCUGUUACAGCUGCUGGGUUUCAUGCCCUCCUUUCUUCUCCCUGGUACCUAAACCGCAUCUCAUAUGGUCAGGAUUGGAUACAGAUCUACAGAGUUGAGCCUUCGAAUUUUACUGGAACUGUGGAGCAGAAGGCAUUAGUGAUUGGUGGUGAAGCUUGUUUAUGGGGUGAAUUUGUAGAUGCGACCAAUCUCACUCCAAGAUUAUGGCCUCGUGCAAGUGCCGUUGCAGAAAGGCUUUGGAGUAGAAAGGAUGUGACCUCAGUGAGUGAUGCAUACAACAGGCUAGUCAAGCAUCGAUGUCGCAUGGUCAGGAGAGGAAUAGCAGCAGAGCCGUUGUUUGUAGGAUACUGUGACCAUGAGAUAAACAACUAAAAAAGUCAGAACAAGCAAUGAGUUUAAUCAGCGUGCAGUCGCUUUGUAAAUCACAAAGGGAAGACUGCAGUGUUCAGGGGCCAAAAUGUGCACUUUAUGGUUGUUGGUAAAUCUUUAAAUAAAUUCUGAAAAACAGGAUUUAUUACAUUUUUAAAUUUGUGAAUAAACCUGUUAAUUUUAUGACUGAGAUGCAUAUAGUGUAAUAAAAAUCUUUCCAGUAA